AUGACAUCGCCCCCACUGCUCCUGCUGUUCUUCUCCCUGGCUUUCACCAGUGUCUGUGUCAACCUGGGGCAGCCAUUCCCAGAGGGAGGUGAGAAUGAGGACAAGAGUCACCUAGACGACAUUGUCCAAAGGGCGGAAAGUAUCAUCUUGAGGUCUAUCUUCAAGAAGGUAGAAGAUGACAAUGAGGAUUCCAACAAAGAGCCAGGUGGUUCUCAGCUGGACUGGAUCUCCAAAAGGCAGCAUCCAGGGAAGAGAUCUUUAAAUGAUCUAGAGAAGAGACAGCAUCCUGGGAAAAGAGAGGAAGAUGACCAAUUUGAUCACUACUCAGAACAGCAGAAGAGGCAACAUCCAGGCAGAAGGUCCCUUUGGGAACAAUACCUUGACAUCCCUAGCAGUCAGCUAGCAUCUCUGAAUGAAUUAUCUAAAAGGCAACAUCCUGGCAAGAGGUAUCUGGGUUACAGCAAACGGCAACAUCCUGGCAAGCGAAGUUGGGAUGAUGAGAUAGAUGAGGGUGAGCAGAUCUUGGAGAAGCGACAGCAUCCAGGCAAGAGGCUCCUGGCAUCAGAGAGUCCAGACUACAGUGUUCCCUGUGACCCUCAGGAUUCCUUCGAAUGCAGCAAAAGCAGCUUGCUUUUGGAGUUGCUAGAUAAUGUGAGCAAAGAUGAGAAGCAGCAACAUCCUGGGAGAAGGUCUUCAUUGGAUGAGGAGGUGGAGGCCGAGGAGUGA
Molecule: messenger RNA, 726 nt
Organism: Elgaria multicarinata webbii
Lineage: Eukaryota; Metazoa; Chordata; Lepidosauria; Squamata; Anguidae
Gene: TRH
Product: thyrotropin releasing hormone
Exons: 2
Coding region: 1-726 (241 amino acids)
Biological process (GO): eating behavior; positive regulation of gamma-aminobutyric acid secretion; positive regulation of insulin secretion
Cellular component (GO): secretory granule; extracellular region
Molecular function (GO): thyrotropin-releasing hormone activity
Source: RefSeq, a predicted model, not a curated record